AUGCAGACUGCAAUCUUCACCACCCUCUUCGCCCAGCUCUGGCUAGCGCUCCUGGCGAACGCCGCCCCCAUUGCUGAGGAAGUUGUCACCGCGACUGGACACGGCAACGCAUGGCAGUACGGCACCGGCGGUGGGAUCCUGGGGCUUGCUGUUCUGAUCCUCGACAUCAUCGUGCUCCUCGAGGUCUUCAAGUCCAACCGCACACCCGCCGGCAAGCUGAUCUGGGGCCUGGUCGUGUUCCUCUUCCCCGUCAUCGGCCUCAUCGUCUACUGGCUCUUUUCGGACCGCGCCGGCCACAACGCCGGGUACGAGCCCGUAGCGUAA
Messenger RNA from Gaeumannomyces tritici R3-111a-1, 324 nucleotides. RefSeq lists its product as hypothetical. The coding region runs from base 1 to 324 and encodes 107 amino acids. The transcript has 2 exons. The record is from RefSeq and is a predicted model, not a curated record. NCBI's taxonomy places the organism in Eukaryota, Fungi, Ascomycota, Sordariomycetes, Magnaporthales, Magnaporthaceae.